AUGGAUCGAGAGAGCUGUAUCAACGAUGAAGCAAGCAAACAACUUCAUAGCGAGCUGCAACAAGGCUCGGAUAGUCCCUGCGUCGCAGAUCAGCAGUCGCAGCAGACCGUUUCCUUCGGAAUCUCCCCGUCUUACGUGAAAGACUGGGAUACUACCGACGCCUUCCGCGAGCUAUACCAAAACUGGUACGUGUCGAACUACCCGGUGGGAAAUUUGCUGACACCGAGUUCUUCGGCCUCAGGCGAUCACGCCGAUCCCCAAGCUCGAGGAUUAAUCCAAUACGAGAAAAAGACCGGCCGAGUCAUCCUCACCAAUGCAUCCACGCAACUGCCCGUUGAGUCUCUCAUCAUGGGACACACGACCAAAGCUGGAGACCAGAGGCUGAGUGGCUCGCAUGGAGAGGGCCUCAAACUGGCUGCCUUGGUCAUGAAUCGACACCAAUACAAGAUGAGCAUCGCCGCAAGCCACUGCAAUUGGAAUUUCGGGUUGCAUGGGCCGCAGCUGUCCCUUCGCUGCGUCAUCACGACUGCCUGCAAGCCGAUUCUCAUCGAACAGAGAGACACAGUGGACGAUAUGGCUGACUUGCACUCUCGCAUCGAACGAGAUGUCGCAGUGGUCAUUGGGGCCGGUCGCGGCCAUCAAAGUCGACCGGUGUCACCCAAGACCUUCCUGCGAUGGCUUCGGGUCACUCUCGACAUCCACCAACUGACCUCACCCUCAUCUAUGAUUCCGACGCCCCAGGGAGAUUUACUUCUAGAUGCGAAGUUUUCUGGCAAGCUAUUCCUGCAUGGAGUACGACUCUCCAUGCCUACCGUGGGCGGCAAGGUCUUCAAGUUUGGCUACAACUUCGCCUUCGGAAAAUUUAGCCGGGACCGACAGCGAAUGAUCAGUUGCUUCGAGUUAGCUGACUUGGUGCGGCGAAUAUGGGAGCAUGCACUAUCUCUGCAUGAGGGGCUUCUCCUCCCCUCCUAUAUCGACCUUCUCCGCAACUAUGCGCACCUUGGCGAUGUUGACAAAGCGGAGAUACUUCUGGAGCCAUCAACCAAGACCCGCAUUUGGGAGCACCUCGUGCAUGCUUCAAGGGAUAAGCUUUUCUUUUACAGUGCAGAAACAAAUUCGCAGACCGUGGACGCGAUCCGAAAAUGCACCGGCAGAAAGCCGACCACACUUCCGAAGAGUUUCUGGCAGCUCCUUCGCUCCGCGUCACCAAUCCGGACGAUCGAGGAGGAGCAACAGCAACUUUGCAAGAAUGCGAAGCUCCGUGCCUUGCCCGGUAACGCCUUUGCGAAGACAAUCGAUCGGGCUUUCAGGGCCUGCUUGGCACUCUUGAAUGUCCCAAGCAAAAUGAAAGUCGUAUAUGUCGACGACUUGGCCGGGAGGCUCGAUGUCCUCUACCACGCUGCCGAGUGUGAGACACCGCCCGAGCGACUCACUCUGUUUGUCAACGCGUCCUCAAUCCGCAUUAUGUAA
This is a messenger RNA of Penicillium verhagenii, 1470 nucleotides long. RefSeq lists its product as uncharacterized. Bases 1 to 1470 code for a protein of 489 amino acids. The transcript is spliced from 3 exons. The record is from RefSeq and is a predicted model, not a curated record. NCBI's taxonomy places the organism in Eukaryota, Fungi, Ascomycota, Eurotiomycetes, Eurotiales, Aspergillaceae.